This is a messenger RNA of Rotaria sp. Silwood1, 1128 nucleotides long. NCBI's taxonomy places the organism in Eukaryota, Metazoa, Rotifera, Eurotatoria, Philodinida, Philodinidae. The record is from the annotation of a GenBank genome assembly.
AUGCUUACUACGAUUGUUCUUCGUCGGUUACCUCCUACACUAACAAGUGAACAAUUUCUUGAAAUAGUUUCUCCUCUUCCCGAUCAUGAUUAUUAUCGUUUUUGUAAAGCUGAUAUAAGUUUGGGUCAACAAUAUGCUUUUUCUCGUGCUUAUCUUAAUAUUCCUAAUCAACAAGAUUUAAUUGUAUUUACAGAAAAAUUUCAAGGUUAUGUUUUUCUUGAUAAAAAUGGAAAUGAAUAUAUUUGUUCAGUUGAAUAUGCACCUAAUCAAAGUCGAUCUAAAUCAGACCAACAAUCACGUAAAGAUCUUAAAGUUAAUUCAAUUGAACAAGAUCCUGAAUAUCAAACAUUUGUAGCUAACAUGAAUGCACCUCCAAGUGCUACAGAAGCAUUACCAAAUGCUGAAACAAUGCUUGAAGAAAUUGAAAAGAAACAACGUGAUAUUCAAGAUAGCAAGAAUAAAUCCGGUAGUACUACAACACCUUUACUUGAAUACAUAAAACGAAGACGCGAAGAACGAAAACAGGAAAAAAUGAUUCGAAAUCAACAAGGACAACGUCGUAGUAACAAACAACUAUCUAGAAAUAAUGCAUCAAAUGUACACGAUGAUUCAAGACCAUCAAGUGGACGAAAUAUGAAUGAUGAUGAUUAUAAUGCUUUACCACGUUAUGGAGGUGGAGAUAGAUCAAAUCGUCAACAACGUGGUUAUGAUAAAUCUGAUUAUCGAACAGGAAAUCAUGAACAGAAACGAUCGAAUGCAAAUGAUUAUGGUGGUAAUAAAUCAUCAAAAAAUCGUGAACAUCAAAAUUCCAAGCCAAAGCAACAGCAACAAAGUGCAAAAGAGUCUAAAACUGUUACAAAUCCAAAAUCAAAAAAUGACGAAUCAUCAGCAUCAUCACAAGUUGAGAGUCAAACAAAACGUGAUACGAUAUCAACAGAUACAACAAAUAAUUUUAAUGAAAACUCUCAACAAUCUCAAAAUGAUGAACGACCUAAUUCAUCAAAUAAAGCAUCAUCGACUUCUUCUCAAAAAAAUGUCAAUGCUUCAACCAAGAAUCGUCCAUCUAUUCAAAUUUAUAAUUCAGCAGAACGAGCUCGAUUACGACGACAACAGAAUCCAUCAUCUUAA